AUGUGCAUCCUGAAGCCAUGGCUACAGCUUCUGAUGGGUGCUGCGGUUGUGGUCGGCCGGACCACAGAUGCGCUUCAUCGCAUCCGCACGCUGCUGGCCGAUGUUGAGGCGAAUGCCAAGGAGCUCUUUGAAGCCGGCAGCUUGGAUGCCGCGGCAGCCCGAGGGCUCACAGAUGCCUUGGCGGGCGCGGAGAGGAAGCUGGCUAAGGAGACGAGCUCGGAGGGUCAGGAGCUCUACUUCAUGUCGCGGAUCCUCCGGGGCACGAUCUACCAGCAGGCCUUCGGCUUCGAUGACCAGGAAGUAGAGACAAGGGAUGCCUACACGCUGUCGAAUGCCCGGUUUUGGGAAGACUACUACAAUUCAACCGACCUCGCGGCCUUCGACUGGUAUGGCUCCUGGAACACCGAGGCAUUCUGGCUCGAGGAUUGGAGGACAGAGCGCCUGGGUGCAGUACUGCAGACGUAUUUGCGCCCAUCUGCGAACAUCUUGGUUCUGGGCUGCGGGCGCUCGGACCUUUCUGAGCGAAUGUACCUGGCAGGCUACCAGAACAUCACGAACAUUGACAUCAGCAUCUCGCUACUCAAGCGCCUGGAGGGCACCCUGGGGCCCUCACUUCCGGGAAUGUCCUGGAAAUGGAUGAACGUAUCCGCAAUGUCUGCCGACUCCUCCUCCUUCGACAUCGUCGUGGAAAAGGGCACCUACGACUCCCUUCAAGAGAAUCCAGGAUUGCUGCAGGCUGCAUCUGCCGAGACGCACCGCGUUCUGCGCGACGGUGGGCUGCUGAUCUCCAUCACGGACACGCCGCCCGACCGGCGCCUCGAGCAGCUGCGACCCCAGCGUUGGCAAAGCUGCGUGUCCCACAGCGGCAACAUAGACACCACCAGCGGGCAAAAGGACCUUUUCGUGCACGUUUGCCGGAAGCCCACGUCUACCGGAUGGUUGAACUGGCUCUGGAGGCGGCUAUUUCCUUCCCUGCGGGCUGGUAGCCGCGAGCUUUGA
Molecule: messenger RNA, 999 nt
Organism: Symbiodinium sp. CCMP2592
Lineage: Eukaryota; Dinophyceae; Suessiales; Symbiodiniaceae
Source: the annotation of a GenBank genome assembly